AUGAAGCUUUCCUCCGCUGUCGCUCUUCUCUCUGCCUUUGCUCUGCCCGCUUUCGCGACGCAGUACAAUGUGACCUAUGACAACUUCUAUGACAAUUCAGCCACCUCUCUUUCCCAAGUCGCCUGCUCCAACGGUGCCAAUGGCCUGUUGACGAAGGGCUACACCACUUUCGGUUCCCUUCCGUCUUUCCCUAACAUUGGGGGCAUUCCUGGCGCCACUUGGAAUUCCGCCCUGUGCGGUACCUGCUGGCAUUUGGAGUACACCACUCCCACUGGGAAAUAUGAGAGCAUUUAUGUCACCGCUAUUGAUGCAGCGUACACAUUCAAUCUAUCAGAGGAGGCAUUUAACACCUUGACGGACAACACUGGUGUCGCCGCGGGCAAGGUCGCUGCUACCGCCACCCAGGUAGCCAAAAGUUUCUGUGGCAUGUAA
This is a messenger RNA of Suillus paluster, 432 nucleotides long. RefSeq names its product Cerato-platanin. Lineage: Eukaryota; Fungi; Basidiomycota; Agaricomycetes; Boletales; Suillaceae. The transcript has a single exon. The coding region runs from base 1 to 432 and encodes 143 amino acids. The record is from RefSeq and is a predicted model, not a curated record.